Schistosoma bovis is the source of this 578-nucleotide messenger RNA. NCBI's taxonomy places the organism in Eukaryota, Metazoa, Platyhelminthes, Trematoda, Strigeidida, Schistosomatidae. The record is from the annotation of a GenBank genome assembly.
AUUUGUCCUUCUUAAAUAUUUCACCGCACACUUUAAACAUUUUCUCGUCAUAAAAGGAGGCUUGUGUUUGUGAGAUUUCCCAUCGCAAUUGAAGUUAAACACUUUUAAACCGUUUUAAAAAUGAAUAAUCAAUAUAAUUAUCAAGCCGAUGAUCGGAUUCGUCAGCAACAGGCUAAAGUUCAGGAGGUUGUUGGUAUAAUGAAAGACAAUGUGAAUCUCGUAUUGGAUAGAGAAACUCGUUUAGCAGAAAUCGACACUCGGGCUGAUGAAUUACAAGUUCAAUCCAAACAGUUUCAGGCAGUUGCUGGUCGUGUACGAAGAAAAUACUUUUGGCAAAAUAUGAAGAUGUGGUUUAUUAUUGGAGGAUUAGCUGUUAUAAUUCUUGUGGUUAUUAUUGUUUGGUCCGUAUCUAACAAGCAUAGUUGAAGUAAAAAAUCCCAAAUCUGUUCACGAACUGAAUCUGGAACAUACGAGCUUUGAUUAUGAUUGUUUUAUUUAUUAAAAAAAAUAACUUAUGAUCUCAGAAAGUAUUUUGUAGUAGUUGAAAUGGGAGAUAAAUGCAAAUUGUCGAUCUUCAA